Molecule: messenger RNA, 1206 nt
Organism: Merops nubicus (carmine bee-eater)
Lineage: Eukaryota; Metazoa; Chordata; Aves; Coraciiformes; Meropidae
Gene: CTSD
Product: cathepsin D
Exons: 8
Coding region: 15-1118 (367 amino acids)
Biological process (GO): proteolysis
Cellular component (GO): lysosome
Molecular function (GO): aspartic-type endopeptidase activity
Source: RefSeq, a predicted model, not a curated record
CCAAAUUCCCCUCCAUGCGGCGGGUCCUGAACGAGGUGGGCUCUGAGAUCCCCGACAUGAACGCCCUCACCCAGGUCCUCAAAUUCAAGCUGGGCUUUGCUGAUGUGGCUGAGCCCACUCCAGAGAUCCUGAAGAACUACAUGGAUGCCCAGUAUUAUGGUGAGAUUGGCAUUGGGACCCCUCCCCAGAAGUUCACUGUGGUCUUUGACACGGGCUCCUCCAACCUCUGGGUGCCUUCUGUGCACUGUCACCUCCUGGACAUCGCCUGCUUGCUGCACCACAAGUAUGAUGGCUCCAAAUCCAGCACCUACGUGGAGAACGGCACCGAGUUCGCCAUCCACUACGGGACAGGGAGCCUCUCAGGGUACCUCAGCCAGGACACUGUCACGCUCGGCGACUUGAAAAUCAAGAACCAGAUUUUUGGGGAGGCUGUGAAGCAACCGGGCAUCACCUUCAUCGCCGCCAAGUUCGACGGCAUCCUGGGCAUGGCCUUCCCCAAAAUCUCCGUGGACAAGGUCACCCCUUUCUUUGAUAACAUCAUGGAGCAGAAGCUGAUUGAUAAAAACAUCUUCUCCUUCUACCUGAACAGAGACCCCACGGCUCAGCCUGGUGGUGAGUUGCUCCUGGGAGGGACAGACCCCAAAUAUUACAGUGGUGACUUCAGCUGGGUCAAUGUCACACGCAAAGCUUACUGGCAGGUCCACAUGGAUGCCGUGGACGUGGCCAACGGGCUGACCCUGUGCAAAGGAGGCUGUGAGGCCAUCGUGGACACAGGCACCUCCCUCAUCACAGGCCCCAGCAAGGAGGUGAAGGAGCUGCAGACAGCCAUUGGUGCCAAACCCCUCAUCAAAGGCCAGUAUGUGAUCCCCUGUGAGAAGGUGUCCUCCCUGCCUGUGGUCACCCUGACCCUUGGGGGGAAGCCCUACCAGCUCACUGGAGAGCAGUAUGUCUUCAAGGUUUCUGCCCAAGGAGAGACCAUCUGCCUGAGUGGCUUUACAGGCCUGGAUGUCCCACCCCCUGGAGGCCCACUCUGGAUCCUGGGAGAUGUUUUCAUUGGGCCCUACUACACAGUCUUUGACAGGGAUAACGACUCUGUUGGCUUUGCCAAAUGUGCCUAAACCCCCCCCCUUGCCUCUGCCACACACACACAGGAGCUGUAGAGAGAGAGAGAUUCCCAGGAAUAGAAAACCCAGUGAGUGGAAAGGA